AUGUCCCUCCUGCAGUGUCCCCGGCAAUGUAAUCUGGCGGUUGCCGGCAUCUGUCAUCUGUGUUCCAUCCCCUGCGAGCAUUGGGAUGUACGGGGGGACAGAACGGCGGGAAAUUUGAAAAUGGCAAAAAUAAAACAUUACUGUAUCAAAGCAUUUCACAUAUAUUUUGUCCCUAGUGCUUUGUCCUGUGCCCUGCCUGCAUUUUUACUGUUCUUUCUGCCUGGAAACUGAGAAAAGUCCAUGGCGUCCAAAAAGCAUCUCUUUAGGUCAAAAGCGAUUUUAGACCGGCUAGAGAACAGCGAUAGUAAAUUAGAACUACUUGCAGAAUUGA
Messenger RNA from Staurois parvus, 331 nucleotides. The record is from the annotation of a GenBank genome assembly. NCBI's taxonomy places the organism in Eukaryota, Metazoa, Chordata, Amphibia, Anura, Ranidae.